Colletotrichum destructivum is the source of this 1848-nucleotide messenger RNA. RefSeq names its product Putative ATPase, nucleotide binding domain-containing protein. The record is from RefSeq and is a predicted model, not a curated record. The transcript is spliced from 6 exons. NCBI's taxonomy places the organism in Eukaryota, Fungi, Ascomycota, Sordariomycetes, Glomerellales, Glomerellaceae. Bases 1 to 1848 code for a protein of 615 amino acids.
AUGAGCGGCUUCGCUGAUGGUUACCUGAGCGUCAGCCCCGAUGAGCACGCAAUCAUCAUCGGUAUCGACUUCGGAACGACGUUUUCUGGAGUGAGCUGGGCAUUCUCAGGUCAGCCGAACGACAUCGAAGUCAUCACAAGAUGGGAAGCAGAGCUCAACUACAACUCCGACACUGAGAAAACCCCUUCCACCCUUCUCUACCAUGGCCCAUACGGAGAGCCCAGUUGGGGAUAUGGAAUUCCGGCUGCGACGUCUGCGGAGCCACUCAAGUGGUUUAAGCUUCUGCUCAUCGACCAUCAAGACCUUCCGAGAGAGCCGCAGAGUUCUGCACAGAUCGCCACAGCCAGAAGGCUCAUGUCUGAGGCGAACAUGGAACCAGUCGACGUUAUUGCCGGCUAUCUGCGUCGACUUUGGAACCACUCCAUUGAGUGCAUCACUCUCUCAACCGGAAAGGAGCUGGUCAAGAUGUGCAGGUUCCACGUGAUUAUCACUCUACCUGCCAUUUGGCCGGCUUAUGCCAAAGCACGUAUGAGACGUGCUGCUCAAGAGGCUGGCAUUUUGGAAAACCGUUCAGCUGGAGAGACUGCUGGAGAGACUGUUCUGUCUUUCAUCUCGGAGCCUGAGGCUGCAGCUCUGGCCACAAUGCGUGAUCUCUCCAACAGACCCAACAUCAAGCCCGGCGAUCAUUUCGUCGUCUGCGAUGCGGGUGGCGGUACUGUUGACCUCAUCUCCUACGAAAUCACCGAUACAAAGCCGAUGGUUGUCCGUGAGGCCGUCAAGGGUAAUGGCGGCCUGUGCGGAGGUGUCUUUCUUGAUGAGGGGUUCGUCAACUUGAUGAAAUCGAAGAUUGGCUUGGAGUCCUGGGCCAGUAUGUCCAUUGAAGACAUCAAGAAACUGAUGAACGGCGACUGGGAGCACGGUAUCAAACAACAGUUUGAUGCCCGGCCCCGUGACUGGCCCGUGACGCUGCCGGCAGGGUGCUUCAAGCCUGGUCCUUCUCGUCGCAUGAUGAAGAAGGAAACGAUUACACUCAAUCACUCUGACUUGCUUCCGGUCUUCGAGACGAUCUCUCAGCAGAUCAUCAAAUUGAUCCAAGAACAGAUUGAUGGCAUUCGUGCUACCUCUGGCAAGCUUCCCAAGUACGUCAUACUGGUAGGAGGCUUCGGUAGAUGCCGUUACCUUUCCAGACGUAUUCAAUUAGCCCUUAGCGGUGCUGUGGAGCUUCUCCAGUCACAAGGCACUCGGCCGUGGACUGCCAUUUGUCGCGGUGCCGUCAUCCAAGGACUCACUCGCAAUAAUCUGGCUUUAGGUCUUUCGGUGCGAGUGAAGUCGAGAAUCGCCCGUAUGAACUAUGGCACUACUUUCGACCCGAAAUUCGACCCGAAGCUUCACCACUUCAAAGACAAGCUCUGGGACGAGAUUGAGCAGGACUGGAAGGCCAAAGACCAGAUGGAGUGGUACAUGAAAAAGGGAGACGACAUCACCGACAAGAGGACUGUUCGCCAUCGAUUUUACGAAAGAUACCUCACAGCCCCAUCGGAAAUCAUUCAAGAACUGUUCCACAGUGCAGCAACCCCUGCACCUAAGCGCGCGGAUUCCACGACAAAGCGCCUUUGCACAAUCACCUGGAACAGAAAGGUCAACUUCGACACUCUCCCGACCUUCACCAACAUCCUUGGGAAGGUCUACCACGAGCUUAUUUUUGAUAUCGAGAUGAUAAGCGAUGGAGCAAGCCUCGAUUUCACUAUUUUCCAUGGCGGAAAGCGUGUUGGGGGCAAGAACGUCAUAGUUGAGUUUGAGCCGGAGGGAGGUGAAGCUUUUGGUCGAGCUUUUAACGCCUGGUUGUGA